AUGCGUGAGCAGAAGGAGGAGAUUAAAAAGCUCAAAGAUACGAUAAAUGAACUGAAGCGAGAGGGAGAAAUUGUAGAUAUGAAAUUUCCGACGGAUUUUUCGAACGAGCUGAAAAACUAUCGUGAUGAAUGUGUCAUGCUCAAGCAAGAAGUGUUGAUAUUAAAGGAAAGGAACAAUGGUUUACGCAACGUUAUCAUCAAGUCGUCUGUUGGAUUUGCAGUGGCAGCUGAUUACAUUCUCCAUUUUUAA
Messenger RNA from Arabis nemorensis, 249 nucleotides. NCBI's taxonomy places the organism in Eukaryota, Viridiplantae, Streptophyta, Magnoliopsida, Brassicales, Brassicaceae. The record is from the annotation of a GenBank genome assembly.